Molecule: messenger RNA, 2005 nt
Organism: Sesamum indicum (sesame)
Lineage: Eukaryota; Viridiplantae; Streptophyta; Magnoliopsida; Lamiales; Pedaliaceae
Product: HXXXD-type acyl-transferase family protein
Molecular function (GO): acyltransferase activity, transferring groups other than amino-acyl groups
Source: RefSeq, a predicted model, not a curated record
UGCUUUUUUAUUUUCUUUUGUUGGUUUUCAUUAAGAAAACUGGAACCAUGUAAAGGGGAAAAGAAAAGAAAGGCCUUCUUGUGAGCAAGCAGUCAGCACGUCCAUUCUAAUACAGGGUCCAGCUGACAUCAAUCCCACAAUACACCUAAUGCAAUCAUACAUAUUAGACAGAGGGUAGUGCCUGCCCUCUCUUUUCCCAGGUAAUUGGACAACAUUUUGUAGUGCCAAACACGCACACAUAUCCCACCAUACAAGUCAUUAUGGGAAUAUCUGACUUGAACUGACCGGAUCCCAGAUUCUUGCCUCGUGGGAUCUUGAUUUCACGGAGGAGAAGAGAGAUCAAGAAAGGGAAGCGGACAAAAACAGUAGGCUCACUUCUGUAGUUCAGCUCAUUGAUCUCGUCCGUUUCUGCAGGCUAUAUAACCCCUGCACGCUACGUCCUUAUCUCCAACCUGAAUAUAUUACGAAAAAACACUUUCUACUUGUUGCACUAAUUUGUGUUUCAAAUGGCUAGCCAGGACGCCUUUCACGGAAUUUUUGAGGUGGAGGUUGUAAGAAAAACAGUUGUUAAAGCAGCAGGUCCUGUGCCCGAGAGUCAUGUUAUCUCCCUUUCAAAUCUUGAUCUCUUGUCGGGCCGAUUUCCAGUCACAUACAUCUACUUUUACAGGCGAACACAUAGCAGCUCCUUGAUACGUGGAAGCCUCAAGGAGUCACUCGCUCAGUGCCUCAGCCAUUUCUACCCAUUCGCAGGUAGGAUUUCUGAGAACCCAAAAUCAGGUGAACCUGAGAUCAUCUGCGACAAUAGUGGAGCGCUCGUGGUAGAAGCACAAGCAAGCAUUUCUCUGGACGAGUUCGACUUUUACAACCUCAACAAGUCUCUUCAAGGGAAGCUCAUCUCUGUCAACCACCAGUUCCCUGUACAGGUUCAAAUCACAAAUUACAUCCGUGGAGGCAUUUCGAUGACAUUCACGUUCGACCAUGCACUAGGUGAUGCAACUGCAUUCAGCAAGUUUCUAGUGACGUGGUCUGAGAUAGCCAUGAAAAAACCAAUAUCUUGCUCACCAGACCAUAGUAGAAGUCUUCGGGCCAGGUUCCCUCCGACUUAUGAUCCAUCAUUGGAUGAAGAAUUUGUCUCCUGCACCAUGGAAGAAAUAUGCAACAUACCCGCAAUUAGUAUAUUGCUCAAACGUCUGUAUUACAUAGAUGAAUCCAGCAUCAAUAGAUUGCAAAGACUUGCAAGCGCCAACGGUAACAAAAGAACCAAAAUCGAGGCCUUUUCAGCUUAUAUUUGGAAGGUUAUGGCAAAUGCUAUCGACAAAAACCAUGAGUUUUGCAAGAUAGGGUGGUUGGUUGACGGACGAUCAAGAUUAUCCAAGUGUCAGAAUUCUAUGUCCAACUACAUAGGCAACGUGCUAUCUCUAGCUUUUGGAGAGUCAAACGUGGCGGAUCUAAAGAAAGGAUCAAUCGCAGGUAUAGCAGAUAUAAUUCACAAAGCUAUCUCAACAGUAACUAAUGAAGCACAUUUCAGGAAUCUGAUUGAUUGGGUAGAGUGCCACAGACCUGGACUGAUGAUAUCAAAGAAUGUUCUUGGUCUCGGUGGACCUGCCCUUGUAAUAUCAUCAGGUAGAAGAUUUCCUGUGGCUGAAUUAGACUUUGGUUUUGGUAAUCCAGUGCUCGGAACAGUCAGUUCAACCAUAGAGGGACUUGGAGUUGGCUACAUAAACCAAAGGCAAAGUGCUGGCGCGGAUGGGUCUUGGACUGUCUCGGCAAUCUUAUGGCCAGAGAUGGUGGAGGCACUUGAAUCAGAUCCUAACCACAUAUUUCAGCCAAUGAAUCUUAAUCAUAUUCAACUGUAAUGUUUCUUUUACAUAAAUAAGCAUCUAAACGGUUACGUUCAUAUACUUCUACUGCUGCUAUAUAUGGCAUUUGUAUUCUUACAUAGACCUUCUAUAUGGUAGAAGGUACAACUUUACUUCGCCAGUUAAUAGCUUAUGGCUUUGCUUCA